CGAUCCAGGCAAUGCAACGUGGACGCGAUCAGUCAGCUGACAAACGCGGAAGUGAUAAAGCAGUAGAAGCAUGGCCAUGUCCAGUGAACACUGAGAAAUUAAAGGCUUCUCGUUGCUUCUCGUCCCAGUAACACAACAUGGUCCGGUGUUUCCUGAUCCACACCGUCUGCCCGGUCGGUGCUGUCGGUGCCGGGGACAGUCGGGUUCUUUACUCCCGGGUGUUCGGACCUGACGAGGGCAUGAUGUCCGAGCUGAGCCCGGAGGAGAAGAGACUCCUGCAGAAGGAGAAGACAGCUGUGGUUGCAAGACAGGUCCGCAGCGCCGUCUCUCUGUCCCGGGAGGCUUCGGGCCAGCCAUUGGUGGAGAUGGUGCCCGGCGAGGAGGCGCUGGCCCUGCAGGAGGCCGACAGCGGGGUGGUGCGUCUGAGAGCAGGAGACCCCUUCUCUGAGGAGAUGAGCGCCCUGUGGCUCGGGGUCCAGAGUCUGGGCUUCGUCCUCGUCUGCGAGCCCCACGAGAACCUCCUUCUGGCUGAGGGGACCCUCCGCAACCUGACCCGACACUGCCUGGACCACCUGCACAUGCUCGGGCCGGGCAGCGAGGUCCUGCUGAGGAGCAACCGUAUCGACGCCCUGCUCAGCCGCCUGCUCCCUCACGGCCAGCUCCUCUUCCUCAACCACCGCUUCGCCCAGAGUCUGGAGAAGGAGGUGGCAGCUUACAUGGCCAAGUGAACCAGAGCAGCGGCACAAUCGACUCCUCCCGGCUCCCAGCUAGCUCCCAUCCUUCAAAACAAACAGGCUGGUGAACGGACGGGUGGCAGCAGCUGCCGUUUCAGAUUGCGGGAGGUGGUAAACACGUCGAGUGGUAAAUAUCUCCCUCAGCCACUCGCAGCCUCCGCUGGUGACUGUUUACUGUGUGGGAGGCUUCAGUUCAAAUCCUGUUUGUCAAUUUGAAGAGUGGAAAGAAAAAAUGUGGCAGAUUUCAGGAGUGCAGCUGAAAAGGCCGUCGAACAAAAAAAAAAAAGCCACUCGACGACAUCAGAGACGACUAUUUAUCUGAUUCACCGUCCUCGAAAUGUCAUCGUGUGACCUUGAGGAGUCACUCGACCUUAUUUUUUUUGUAAGACUCCCGGGAGUUUAAACGAAUCUCACAGUGCUUUAUCGCCUCGACGUGGCGUCUAAUGCACCUUUUGUUCCUGAAGAGUAGGAGGACACCAGGGUGGGAUGUGUCUUUUUUUAUUUGUGUGUUUGUGUGUGUGUGUGUGCUGCACAAAGUAUGAUUCAUCUUAUCAUCACAAAUGGAGCAAAGAAAAGAUCAGAGUCAGAGCCGUUUAAUGUCAUUUUGAACCAAAAAUGUCACGAUUAUUGAGACAUCGAGGAACAAAGAUAGCAGACACAAAACAUUAUGAAACCAGAAUGAAGAUGUGAUGGAGCGCUGGCACGCAGGAAACGGAACAAAACAGGAAGAAAAUACAAAAAAACCCCCCAACAACUCCAACUGAAACACCCGAACACGAUAUAUUACACAUGAACUCCUGUAUCUUGUGAACAUCUGUCGGACCGCCGACUGUGCCCCCCCCUUGAAGCCCGGCUCCCCUGCCGCUCCUCCUCCUGGCCUCCAUAAAAGCCUCUUUUUAAACCCCACUUUUUUUCCCCCUUUUUUUUUGUGCAGGCAACAAAACCCCCCCCCCAAAAACCGGAGCGGUGAGUUUAGGUGAAAGAAAUCUGUCUGGAUGCCAACAUCAACUGCUUUGAUCUUCUCCCUCUUUUUUUUUUUCUUCCCUGUAUUAAAAAAAUAAAAUUAAUUUUAGAAUCACCAGAGGCAUGUUCUUUGAAAACUUAUGAUCCUCUGCAAUCAAGGACACACAGCACAGUUUCCCCCCCAAAAAACUGAGACACCGGGGACAGAAUAUUAAAAGAGACGAGAGAAGGAUUUAAAAGGUUGUGUACAUCUCGCAGGGAAUAAAAUAAAUAAAUAAAGACAAUGUCAGCUGAAAAACACCUGCUGCUGAAUAAACAGACGGUUCCGACCAGCAGAGGGCGACGUUGUUCCUGUCAGUCUGAAUAAUCGAGGCGUCAUCAGCUGUGAAGGACAUCAAUUCAAGUACUUUAAGUUCAUUUCUAACAUAACAUAACACAAGCUGGAUUUAUUAUUAAACACUGUGCAGCUGAAAGCACGUCGACACUCCUGCUUUUUUACUUUUGUGUGUUUUGUGUCUGGUGGCUGUUCUUCAUGGCAUCGUUGUCUUUGUAGGCAUUAUUCACAUGCCUGUUCGAACAGCUGCAACAAAGAAUAAUAAAAACUGUGCUGAUAAAUACUGUAAAAUGAG
Acanthopagrus latus (yellowfin seabream) is the source of this 2326-nucleotide messenger RNA. It is a transcript of the gene ap5s1, whose product is annotated as adaptor related protein complex 5 subunit sigma 1. Gene Ontology annotation, cellular component: cytosol; late endosome; lysosome. Gene Ontology annotation, biological process: endosomal transport; double-strand break repair via homologous recombination. The record is from RefSeq and is a predicted model, not a curated record. Lineage: Eukaryota; Metazoa; Chordata; Actinopteri; Spariformes; Sparidae. Bases 138 to 728 code for a protein of 196 amino acids. The transcript is spliced from 3 exons.